Dendrobium catenatum is the source of this 1911-nucleotide messenger RNA. Its product is annotated as probable transcription factor At3g04930. Gene Ontology annotation, cellular component: nucleus. NCBI's taxonomy places the organism in Eukaryota, Viridiplantae, Streptophyta, Magnoliopsida, Asparagales, Orchidaceae. The record is from RefSeq and is a predicted model, not a curated record. Gene Ontology annotation, biological process: regulation of DNA-templated transcription. The coding region runs from base 160 to 1440 and encodes 426 amino acids. The transcript has a single exon.
CUCGGCUUCUAAACCCUAAUCUUAAAUAAAACGCCAAUUCCGCCGUUUUGGUUGCGAUCCACUAUCGAUUACGAACCAGGGGAGCAGUGCGGACGGCGCGGUUCGGAGAAGGCGAGGUGCCGUCUUGGGAGCAUUAGAGAUCGAGAGAGGUAGCAAGCGAUGCCGCCGGUGGAGGAAGAAGAACGAGGCGUCUUUGAGCAAGACGACGAACUUGAUGACAGUGAUGGAGAUGACAGCGACAUGGAAGACGACCUGGAUGAUGAUGAGGAAGAGUUUCCCGAUGUGUCACCGCCGCCGCACUCUCAGCCGCCGUUUCGUCCUAAAGAAGAAUCCAAUUCUCCCAUCACUUUCCUCAACCCUAACCCUAACCAUGCCGCCGCGUCAACGCGAACAGCCCCUCAGAACGGGUCGAUUAAGGCUGUCCCCAUCUCGCAAAACGAUGUUUUUACUCCUCCACCUGCGCAUAUCGUGUCAGCGGCUGAGGAAUCCCGGCGCGUGGCGUCGGCGGCUUCGGUGGACGAUUCCCGGAGGCUGUUCCAGCGGCUUUGGACUGACGAGGAUGAGAUCACAAUUCUGCAAGGGUUCUUAGAGUUCACAACACAGCGGGGGACGACCCACGCAUCUCACCAAUACGACACCGGUCCUUUCUACGAGCAGAUCAAGAAGCAGUUACAGCUGGAGUUCAACAAAAAUCAGCUCAUCGAGAAACUCCGUCGUCUGAAGAAGAAGUAUCGGAACGUCGUCAACCGCAUGGUUUCGGGCAAGGAAUUUGCCUUUAAGAGCGCCCACGAGCAAGCCACCUUUGAGAUCUCCAGGAAGAUCUGGAGUGCCAGCAUCAAGCGCAGCAGAGACAGCGAAGAUGAUGAGUUCACACCCAAUCCUUCAUCUGCUGUUGUGGAAUUUGAUUCUGGAUUUGGUGUUGGCACUAUUGCAGCUGAUGGCUCCCUGAGCUCAGAUAGGAAACUAUCAAGGUCUUCGAAAAGAAGAAUAAGGAUUAGGAAUUCUGAACAAGAGGCUGCUGCUGCAGCAGCGGCCGCGGCAGCGGCCGCCGCUGCUGCGGCUGCUGGGGUGGCUGUGGAGGUUCCGAUAGCUGCACCGCCGGAUCCACCAUUUUCUGUUCCAAUUCCAAGCAUUAUUGAGGAAACUGUGAAGAGUUGCUUAUCGCCGUUAUUUAAGGAGCUCCUGCAGUCUGCAAUGGCUGGGCCUCAGGGAGGGCUCAUACCUGGGAUUGGAUGCCUUGGUGGUGGUGGUUUACUUGGGAUGAAUCCUUUGCAAUUGGGAAUUGGAAAUUUGCAAGGGAAUCUCCCAGUUGAUGAGAAGUGGAGAAAUCAGAACAUUCUUGAGCUAGAGGUGUACCUUAAACGGAUAGAGCUCAUGCGGGAUCAGAUAAAGUUGACUUUGGACGAGCUCAAGUCAUCAACGCCAUCUGCUGGUGAUUGAUUGGAGAAAUUCUAACCUUUGUUUGAUAAGUGAACCCUACCUUCAUUUGCUGCUCUUGUUAGUUUCAAUAAUCUACCUAUUGAGACAAUAAAAAUAUUCUGACGUAGCUUUCUCCAUGUUAUUUAAAUCCUGCUUGGUCGUAAUUGUCUUUUGAUAGGGUGACCCAGAAAAUGGUUGGAAGAUGGAAGAUUGUGCUUCUCUACAAUUUGAAACCAUCUCUAUUUUUUGCAUAUAAUUAUUGUGCAUAUUUUUCUUUUGAUACGGCAUUAGGGAUAUUCAGGCUGUAAUGGAUGGCACAUAAACAGUUUUAAGCACUUACUCCAACCCUCUUCAGGUUCUAUGAGAGGGCAGGAGACAGUUUACACUUGUGCAUUUAUUUGCUCAUAUGUUUGAUUUGCUUUAUAUGUUUGGGCCUAUAUAGCCUAACUUGAUCGGUAUAAUUUCAUAUAUAAUGUCUCAAAAUUUAGGAUA